Tetrahymena thermophila SB210 is the source of this 5322-nucleotide messenger RNA. Its product is annotated as transmembrane protein, putative. The record is from RefSeq and is a predicted model, not a curated record. Lineage: Eukaryota; Ciliophora; Oligohymenophorea; Hymenostomatida; Tetrahymenidae. The transcript is spliced from 6 exons.
AUGAACACAAAAGAUAAAAGCCAACACAAAUUGACCUUUCAUUAAAGGAUUAAGGAAUUUUACCUUGAAGAGAGUUAUGCAUUAGUUACAAAAUUUAAUAGAUCAUUUUUACUCAGCAUCUUUCUAGUCAUUUUUAAGCACUUCUAGUAUUUUUUACUUCAAAUUACACCUAGCAUCGCUAGCAAGCUGCAAAUUAUUUCAGAGAACUCUGAUUUUCUACAAGGCUCGAAUUACUUUCAAAGCAAUAAAACAUUUGAAAUAGCUUUUUUAUACUUAUUUCUAUUCUUAAACUCUUUCAUUUUUAUUGGAUUCUCAUUUUAUUUUAUUCGCUCUAUAAUUUGGUAGCUCAAGCCAAAAGAAAAUAAUAUUCUUUCUUUAGCUUUUUAAAUAUAUUACUAUGCUUUCUACUUGAUUUCACUUCUUUGCUCAAUUCUUCUAUUAAAUUAGUAUCAAAUAGCAAGUAUAAUUAACUUCGUACUAACAAUAAUCAUAACUUUCAUAAAAGUUUUUCAUGAGUAUGAUGACCGCUUUGUAAGAUAAGAUUUUCUUUCAAUUAGAAAUUUAUGGUAGAGAACUAUUUGCUGUUCGCUUGAGUUAGUUUUACCUAUCGCUUAUGUCUAUUCGAAAGACAACUAAUUACUCAUAACCAUAAUUAUUUUUUAUUUGAUCAUUUUAUCAUUAGAACUCUUUUAUAUCCCAAUUUAUAAAUAAGAAGUGUAGGUGCUAAAUAUUUGUGGAUUUGUAUACAAUUUAUUAGCAACUAUUAAUGCUUAUUUGAUGCUUAAUACUAAUUUCUGGAGAAUUUAUUUUCUUAACCUUCUUAUAUUUAUACCAUUGAGCUUUUUAUUUGCCAAAAAUAUGGUUAAAAUGAGGAUAAGGUAAAUUUGCUAGGAAUAAUUAUAUAAAAAUAAUAUUAAAAUGGAGUUCAAUGGUAAUUAAUCAAAAUAAUUGUAAUAGCAUAACAUCUAUUCUUAGCGAGAUCUAGACUCACUUGAUAUUUAUUUAAGAUCUAUCUAUGAAAUCUGUAAACUCAGUUAUGAUGAUUACUUAUCUUCUUAUUCAUCAUUAUAUUUAGAAUAUAUUAUACAAAAUCAUUAAAAAUAUUGUUAAUAAUAUCCAUAUUGCUUUUGCGCUGAGGAUAUCAUUGACUAGGAGUAAAGAGAGUCAACAGAACUUAGAAGCAAAUUUCUUUAUCAUUACAUAGAAUAAAUUUAUUGGCAAGCGAUUUAGGUGAAUUCUCAUUAAUCUUAAAGCAAUUUACUUUUUAGCUAUUUGAUGUUUGUUAUCGAGGUUCAAAAAAAUGAAACCAAGGCUAUUACAAUCGCUUUAGAUUAUUUACAAAAUAAAAAGAACGUGAUGGGUAUGCAUUAAUAAUAGAGAUUAUUUUUUAUUAUUGGCUUUUUAAAUUAGAAAGUUAAGAUUUUUAACAUCCAGUUUCAAUUGCAAAAUAAAAAUAAAGAAAUAAAUCUAGAUUUUAUUGAAAGCAUCAAUUUUGAUUCUAACAUGUAUAAGAGCUGUCUCCUUUUUUAAUAGUGUUUUCUACUCAAAAAAAUUGCUCUUUAGAGAAUGGGAAAGAAUAUGAUAGAUUUAGAGUAAAUUUAUUAAAUACUCAAGCUACUAAGAUAAAAGAGAGAAGAAUUGCAACUUAUUCUUUCUCUGCUGAUUGAUUUGUACCAUGAUAGUUUUAUCUUACAACAAAUUAUUGAAAUUUAUCAUAAAUCACUUUAAUUUGAUGACUAUUUACAGGAUAAACUAAAUAAAGAAAAAAAAUUUAUGAAUGCUACUUUAGCUUCUCAUUUAUUGCUAUAAAAAAAGAAACUUUCUCUUUAUUCAGAAGAUAGUUGUGUAAUAUUUAUCACACUAUUGUAAAAUAUAGGAACAAUUAAAAAAGUUACAAAUAAUGUUUUCGAUGUAAUACCAAUUUAUAAAGUAAACGAGUUAAUAGGUAAGAAUAUUAAUUAUAUGAUGGCUUAACAAAUUAGCUUGGUUCAUGAUGAUAUACUUAGAAACUUUAUUAAAUAUCGCAAUAUGAACUUUAAAGUAAAAAAUUAUAGUCUUAUAAUUGGCAUAGAUAGCAAUGGAUGGGCGAUACCAUAUGAAAUGAAGAUCUAAACAUGCAUGAUUGAACUAAACGAUUUUGGUGUUUCCUGCUGGAUAAAACAAAUAAAAGAUAGCAAUCAAUACAUAUAAAUGUCAUAUAGCAACAACUUUGAAGUAUUUACCCUUUCUUAAUCCUUUUUCAAAUUAUUUUUGCAAAAUUGUGUUCCUAAAAGCAAUCUUCAUUAAGUAAAAAUGGGUUCACUUAUACCAACGCUAGAGUCUUUCCUAAAAAAAAAUUAUUCUAACACAAAUACUUUGUAUGAGACAUUAAUAUUUAAGCCAAAAAGUGAAUAAUUUUGUUACACAAAUUCUAAUUUUGUUAAAGAUAACAAUCUUGUAAUCAAUAUUUUUGAAUAACAGAUGUUCAAAAUAAAAGCUGACUUUUAAAUUAUCCGCCAUAGUAGCAUAGAUUUUGUUUAAAUGAAAAUUUUAUCUUUGGAACAAUUAGAAGAAUAAAGGGCAAAGUUUGAAGCUGUCAGCUAAUUGCUUAUGGAUUUUUAGUCUUUUUAAAUGUAUGAUACUGAUUUUAUUGAUUGUCAAAGAUUAGUUUUAUAAAAUUAUUUGAUUAAAAUAAACAAAAAUAAUAAAUUUUUGCAAAUGAAGGACUGCUAUCUAAUUGAAUCAUAGAAUGAUUAAGAAGAAUUAUCCGAAUCUGCUUCAGUAGAAAAUAAGUAGUAUUCAGUAAAAGACAAUGAUUAAUAUCAAUAGAUUAGCUUAGGUUAUACAUCUAACAUUUAAGAAGAAAAAAGAUAAAUUUGUUAUGAGCUUAAUGAAAUUCCUACUAAAGUACUAUCCCAUAAGUAAUAAAAAAGUAUUAAACUUGAUGAAGACAAAACCUAAAGUUUUAUUAACUAAAAAUAAAAAACUAAAUCCCCAACUAAAGAUUUAGAAGUCAAGUAAUUAAGCAGUAAAUUCGAUGGUAGUAUCCUAUUUUUAUAAAAUGAAAGCUACAUUGAUCUAUGUUCUCCUUAGUCUAAUAGUUAAAUGUAAAUGAUAUUUAAUGCAGCUACUGGUAAUGAUUUGCUAAAUUCACCUAAAAACGCAAAUAUUUCGAAUAUCAGCUAAAUUUAAUAAUCUUACUAGCAAUUCUUUAAGAAUAAAAGAUUAUCAAGUAAAGAUUCUAUAUUAUAUCCUGAAAGACUUAAGUCACAAAGUAAAAAUGACUACUUUGACUCUAAAUAGGCUACAUUUAUUGAAUAUAAUUUAUAGAAAUCUACCUCUUCAAUUAAUUUAACAAAAACUGAAACAAAAAAGAAUUCUAACAAAAAUAUGAGUAAAUUAAAGACUAAAAUAUCUCAAAACAAGUUAAAUUAAAGCAGCAUUAAACUCUCAGAUAAAAAUACAGAACAAAAAAAGAAGUAAAAACUGAUUUAAGAUAUUAGAAAUCCUAAUAAAAUGACAAUAUUAAGAUUAAUAUAAUAUUUUGGGUUUCUCACAUUAUUAUUGAUGGUUAUCUUAAAUGUAGUUAGUUUUCUUUCUUUGAACACAUAUUUGCAGAAUCAAAAAGAUGACUAUGAAAACUAUGACUGGGCAAACAGAAUGUAGGUUGUUCUCACUUAAAUUUUAGGAACAGAAGCUAUUUAAAAUAUAAUUUCGAUAAACCCUUUAUAUUUACAAUCAAAUGAAAACUCAAAUGUUAUGAUUAAGGAUAUAUUUGUUUAAUAGUAAGAAUAGUUGAAUUUAACUUCUAGACUUCUUUUAACUUAUCAAGAUAAUAAAGUUUAAAGCACUCUAAGUGAUAUCAUUUAAAAUAAAAUAUACAAUCUAACCUUUGCUUAUAACGUUACUCAUUAAAUUUAAGUUCCUCUAAAUUUAGAUUAUGCUUUAAAAAACAUAUUUGCUUAUCUAUUUUAUAUUGUAAAUAACUAUCAGAGUACCUAAAUCGCUCAAAAAGUUUACAUCUUACAACUAUAAUAAAAUAUGAUAAAAUUAAAUUAAUAAUUGGAUAAUGUAGAUGAUUUAAUUUAUGAUGCAAUUCAUUAGACAUUCUCUAAUAUCCAGAACAGUAUAACGAGCUCACAAAUUGCUGAUUUAAUUGUGGCUUCUUUCUUUUCAAUCAGCUUUAUUCCUAUAUAUAUGUAUGUUUAAAAAAAGCGACAGGAUGUUUUGAUACUUUUUUCAACAUUUGGUCCAGAUAAAAUACAAAUAAUGACAGAUAAUUUGAUUGAAUGUGAAUUACAGAUAGAAGUCCUGAAAAAACAACUAAAUAAUAAUAAUUCAGAUUAAGAAAAAGAUACACUUAACAAAUAGCAAAAAAGUAAAGACAAUGAAAAUUAAAAUUUUAAACUUCAAUCUGAUUUAAUAGAAAAGAAAAAAAAUAUAAGCUCUACCACUAAACUUCCUAUUUUUAAAUACUCUUUAAUACUUUAUCUCUCACUUUUUAUUCUAGUGAAUAUUGUAUACCCUUUUGGCAUUGGAUUAGCAUUGAAUUCUUUUAUAGAAACACAGUUGAAUAACUUAGAGUACACAAAUGAAAUAUAUAAAAUACAUCUUUACACAAGUAAGCUAAAUGCAUAUAGAAUGUAAACUAUUUGGACAAAACUUUUAGGAUAGAAUACUGUUAACAAAAUUUAUUUGUCCGAAAACAACGCUUUGAUUUAAAAUAGUACCUAAUAGCUGAAUAACUUUUAUAGUAUUAUUAAUAAACAAAGUGAUCUAUCUAGAUUUGACUACGAUUCAUUCAAUAGUUUAAAUACAAACUUAAUGCAAGGUGAUGCUUGCUUAGUGUCAUCUAAUAAUAUUGGGUAUAUCACAUCUAAAGGAUUUAAUAUAGAAGUGUGCAAUAAAACUGAUAAUGGAAUUUUUAAUUAAGGAUUGAUAAAUUCAGUCAAAUAUUUUUGUGAAGAGAUUAGUUACACAAAUCCUUUGUUUUAGGAAUCAAAUAUAACUAUCUAUAAAUAAAACUUAUUAAAGCAUUUCAAAUAAUUUAGUUUAACAAAUUACUACUAUUACUUAGUAUACGAAUCAUACAUAGUUGAAAUAAUUAGAGGUUUCGUCAAAGAUUUAACACUAAAUGAAUACAACAUGUAUACAAAAAUCAAUAUUUCAUUGAUAAUAACAUAAAUCUUUGCUUUUAUCAUUUCGAUUAUUCUUAUAUAAACUGGGUUCUUUAAUUAGUGCUAUAAUUCCAUAUAUGAUACAAAAAGAUUGUUAGAUUUAAUUGAAAUUUAAUGUCUAAGAGAAAAUCAAUAUUUUGUUUCUUACUUUAGGUCUCUUAAGUGA